UCAAAUUAAUAUAGUAAAUAUUUAUAGCUAAUAUAUUUUUGACUACUUUUAAAUUUACUUAUAUAUGUAUAUUAAAUUACAAUAAUUUAUUAUUUUAUAAUUCUGUUAUAAACUAAUUUACUGAAAACUUGUAACAAAUUAUUGGAUAUUGAUAAAGUUGUUGAUAGCAGGAAAGAUACACUUAUACAUAAAAAUCAACAAUGAAUUCAUGAUGAUUGGAUAUAUUUUUAUCUGCAAUAUCAAAUUUUUAUUUUGAAGACUUGAAAGUAUACACAAUUUAUAUUUGAUUUGCCAUGUAAUAAGUAUGAAAUAUAUAUUUUUACUGUCUCAUCUUAUUAUCUAAGUGGUUGGCUAGAUAAAACUUAAAUGAUUGAAACAACUUACUUGAACAAGGAGUGGUAAACUGAUGUUUCUGUCUUUUACAGUAUUUCAGCCAAAUUCAGGUAAACUAACAUUUGUUUGAAUUAUCAUAAGUUAAAAUACCACUUUUGAAAAAUACAUUCAUAUAAGAUAUUGAUUAUUGUUUAUGGUUUAAUAUUUUAGGGAGUGAAGUUGGAUUUAGAAAUUUCUAUAAAUUACUCUUAAACAUUUAUAAAUUUCUAUAAAUAAUUUUAAAUGAUUAAUGAAAGUAGGUUUAGUUUUUUUUUUCAUCACAAACUUAAAGUAUUUAUGAAAAUGGUUAUCCCAUGAAAGUAAAUUUGAAAAAUAGUAACAAAUUUGGUGUAAAAUUAGAAUUUACUUUUGUAUAAAACUAAUAUAUAUAUAUAAGCCAUCCUAUUAGUUGGUUAGGUUAGUAUAAGAAGAAAAAAAACUCUUACUGAAAAUCUCAUGGAUAGAUUGAAAGAUAGUGGUAUGGUAUGUGUAGAUCAUAUGUAAAGUAAAUGUUAAUUUUAUGGUGUGUUCUUUCUUAGUAGAAUAUAUUAAAACGUAUUUUUUUUUGUGGAAAGAGCAAAGUUUUUGUAUAAAUGAUAAUGUUUAUUGGGCUUUGGUGUUACAAUCAUUUAGUUGGUUUUUUUAGUAAACCCUAAACCCAAUACAUGGCACGGAACUGAAAGAUGCUAGAAAAUAAUUUAAACAAAAACAUGGGCCCUAAGUAAGUCUCCACCGUUGGAUUACAUCUCGUGAUCACAGAGAUUGAUGAAUACAGAGAGAGAGAGAUGUGAAACAAAUCUAGAAAUUCAAAUUCUCACCAUUAACGGCUCUCUCUCUCUCUUUCCCUUAUUCCUUGAUUCUUUGCUUCUCACAGUGGCUUAACAACCUCUUCCUCUUCUUCUUCUUCCUCCUCUUCUUCUUCAUUCUAAUUAGAGAAUGAAGCACUUCAUGAUGCCAAGAAACGCCGUCGUGCGAGACACCGGAGAGCCGCAAUCGCCGAACCCUAGCUUGACUAAAUCCAAGUCCCAAAGGAAGUCAAGAUCCGCCAAAGAGAACGCCCCGCCUCCCGAUCCGAACUCGCUGCCGCCUGAUUACAAGUCUUCUCCGGCGAAACUGAAGAGUCCGCUGCCUCCGCGUCCGCCGUCUGCCAAUCCUCUUAAACGGAAGCUCAUCGCGGAAGCUGCGUCGGAUAACGGUGUAGCUGGGGUUUCAGAUUCUGGCGUUAAGGUUAUAGUCAGAGUGAAGCCUCCAAGCAAAGGUGAGGAAGAGGAGAUGAUAGUUAAGAAGAUCUCCAGCGAUGCCCUCUCUAUAAAUGACCAUACUUUCACUUUCGACUCAAUCGCUGACCCUGACUCAACACAGGAUGAAAUCUUUCAACUUGUGGGAGCCCCUCUUGUGGAAAACUGUCUUGCUGGAUUUAACAGUUCUGUUUUUGCUUAUGGACAGACUGGUAGUGGGAAAACGUAUACCAUGUGGGGUCCUGCAAACGGAUUGCUGGAAGAGCACCUGAGUGGUGACCAAAGAGGUUUGACUCCACGUGUCUUUGAGCUGCUCUUCGCCCGUAUCAGUGAGGAGCAAGUGAAGCACGCUGAAAGGCAGCUCAGUUACCAGUGCCGUUGUUCUUUUCUCGAGAUAUACAACGAGCAAAUAACAGAUCUUUUGGAUCCGAGCCAGAAAAACCUGAUGAUUAGAGAAGAUGUCAAGUCCGGUGUUUAUGUUGAAUAUCUGACUGAGGAAAACGUGAAAAAUUUGAAGGAUUUGUCACGGCUCCUGAUCAAGGGUUUGGCAAACAGAAGGACAGGUGCAACAAGUGUAAAUGCAGAGAGUUCAAGGUCGCAUUGUGUAUUUACUUGUGUUGUUGAGUCACAUUGCAAGCAGAAUGCGGCAGAUGGUCUAAGCAGCUUCAAAACAAGUAGAAUAAAUCUUGUUGAUCUGGCUGGUUCCGAAAGACAAAAAUCAACUGGUGCAGCAGGAGAACGGUUGAAGGAAGCUGGGAAUAUCAAUCGAUCACUUUCUCAACUUGGGAAUUUGAUUAACAUUCUCGCAGAAGUUUCACAAACAGGGAAGCAAAGGCAUAUACCAUACAGAGAUUCCAGGCUGACGUUCCUAUUGCAGGAGUCUCUUGGUGGGAAUGCAAAGUUAGCGAUGGUUUGUGCGGUAUCUCCCUCGCAAAGUUGUAGAAGCGAAACCUUCAGCACCUUGAGAUUUGCUCAGCGUGCAAAGGCGAUUCAGAACAAGGCCAUUGUCAAUGAAGUGAUGCAGGAUGAUGUAAAUUUCUUGCGGGAAGUCAUACGCCAGCUGAGGGAGGAACUGCAAAGGGUGAAGAAUAAUGGAAACAACCCAGCUAAUCCAAAUGCAGCCUAUGCCACGUCCUGGAAUGCACGUAGAAGUAUGAGUUUGUUAAGAAGUUUUGGCCUGAGUCAUCCAAAGUCAUUAGCCAAUGGAGAUGAUGAUGGAGAUACUGAGAUGGAAAUAGAUGAAGAGGCUGUUGAAAGGCUUUGUGCUCAAAUAGGCUUGCAGUCAUCUCCACCUGCCGAGGAGAGCAAUCCGGACACGAGCAGAGUAGAGAAAAUAAAUCCAUCCUUACAAACUUUGGCCCUGGAGGAUGAAAAUUACGAGAACUCCCACCUUCAGUCAUCUGAUGGCCAAUCUACAGGAAAGCAGUUUCCUGAGGAUACAGAUGUUAACAUGGAGGAUGCAAGUUGCCAAACUGAGAAUCACGAGGCAGUUACUAUUAAUAAUGAGCCAACUGUGGAAGAAAUUGGCAUCACAGCAGCCGUGCAAACUAUGGAUCAUGGUUCAAGUGUGCUGCCUCAUUUGAUAACCAAUUCUCUUGGUUCUCCUAUUAGUAACACAGACCACGACAAUUCACUUGGCAAGGCGGAAAACAUUCCAUCAUGCCAAGACUUGGUUCCUGGAGCUCUUGUUUCCUCGAUUGUAUCAGUAGCUGACGCUUCAGAUGAUACAGAACACUUCUCAAUAAUUCCUGUGUCACCUUGCCUCAGCUUAGAUCCAGCAAGUGCUUCUCCUGUACUAAUAACUCCCACUGAGAGUGUCUCUCCUAGGAUUAGGAAGAGCAGGAAAAGCUUGAGGACAUCAUCAAUGUCCACCGCAUCACAAAAAGAUAUGGAGAGAGCAAACCAAGUAACUACUGAAAUUAUGGAACCUUCUUCCGCUGUGUCUACAAAGAUGUUAAAACUACCUAGUGCUGCGUCUACAGAGAAAAGUGGAGCUUUUCCUGUGCCAACUAACCAAUUGGCGGCUAGCCUCCACAGAGGAAUGAAAAUACUCGACUCCUAUCGCCAGAGUACUGCUCAAAGACGGUCUACAUUCGGGUUCUCCUACAAAGCUCUAGAAUGCAAGCCUUCAACGGUUUUAAGCAAGGCUGAUGUAGGUGUACAAACUUAUCCCGAAGCUGAUAUAAUAGCAGAAGAGAACCCAAAAGAAGUAGUUUGCAGUAAAUGCAAAAGCAUAGCAGAAUGUGAUGUCCAAGAAACAAGUGACAUUUCAAAUCUUCAGUUGGUCACUGUUGACAACUCAGAAAAGUCCAGUUUCCAGGUUCCUAAGGCAGUGGAAAAGGUUCUAGCAGGGUCUAUCAGAAGGGAAAUGGCUCUGGAAGAGUACUGCACUAAGCAAGCUUCUGAAAUAUCACAGCUUAAUCGGCUGGUUCAACAGUACAAACAUGAGCGAGAGUGCAAUGCCAUCAUAGGACAAACAAGGGAGGACAAAAUUGUUCGUCUUGAAAGCCUCAUGGAUGGCGUGUUGUCUAAAGAUGAUUUCCUGGAUGAAGAAUUUGCAUCUCUCAUGCAUGAGCAUAAGCUUCUGAAGGACAUGUACGCGAACCACCCUGAAGUACUGCAGACGAGGAUUGAGUUGAAACGAGCACAAGAAGAGCUCGAAAGUUUCAAGAACUUCUAUGGUGAAAUGGGAGAAAGGGAAGUGUUACUGGAAGAGAUUCAAGAUUUAAAGGCGCAUGUACACUGUUACACCGACACUUCUCUUACAUCGUCUCGGAAAAGAGGUUCCCUGCUUAAGCUGACAUACACUUGUGACCCUAAUCCGGCUCCACCUCUUAAUGCCAUUCCUGAGUCAGUGGAGGAGAGUCCUGAGAAGACAUUAGUACAGGAAAGACUUCGUUGGACUGAAGCAGAGAGCAACUGGAUCUCUCUAGCUGAGGAAUUAAGAAAUGAGCUUGAUACCAAUAGGAAGCUAAUGGAAAAGCAGAAACGUGAACUGGAUACCGAGAAAAGAUGUACAGAAGAGUUGACGGAAGCAAUGCAGAUGGCGAUGAAAGGUCAUGCACGGAUGAUUGAGCAAUACGCAGACCUGGAAGAGAAACAUAUACAAUUGCUUGCAAGGCACAGGAGGAUCCGAGAAGGAAUAGACGAUGUUAAAAAAGCUGCAGCCAGAGCAGGAGUCAAGGGAGCAGAGUCCAGGUUCAUAAACGCACUUGCGGCAGAGAUCUCAGCGUUGAAAGUGCAAAGAGAGAAAGAGGCACAAUACUUCAGAGAUGAGAACAAGAGUCUCCAGUCACAGCUAAGAGAUACAGCUGAAGCUGUUGAAGCAGCAGGAGAGUUACUUGCUCGACUUAAAGAAGCUGAAGAAGGAUUAAAAAUCGCUCAGAAACGGGCAACGGACGCAGAGUAUCAAGCAUCAGAAGCAUAUAAACAGAUUGAAAAACUGAAGAGCAAACAAGAAACUGGAUUCAGAACUCUUAAUCAACAACAAGGCAUUGCAGAGUCACACAAUCAUAUAGAAUCGUUACAUGGCGAUGAUAUGGCUAAAUAUGAUGGGCCAGUGGAAGAACCAUCAGCAAGUUCAGGAGAUGAGCAAUGGAGAGAAGAGUUCGAGCCAUUUUACAAGAAAGACGCGGAAUUGGCAAAGCUUGCCGAACCUUCUUGGUUCUCAGGGUAUGACAGAUGCAACAUAUAGUUUCGUUUCCACAACAUAUUGUUUUCUUGUAAUGUGUAUAGGAAAAAAAAAUCAGAUAUUGUUGGGGUCUGAUCUGAUUUUCAAGUGUGGGAAUUUGUCAUUGUAUUUCAAAUAUAUCCUAUAAACUCAUUUUACAAUGUUACAUAUGUGUGUUCUCAU
Brassica rapa (field mustard) is the source of this 5463-nucleotide messenger RNA. Its product is annotated as kinesin-like protein KIN-12B. Lineage: Eukaryota; Viridiplantae; Streptophyta; Magnoliopsida; Brassicales; Brassicaceae. The record is from RefSeq and is a predicted model, not a curated record. Gene Ontology annotation, biological process: microtubule-based movement. Gene Ontology annotation, molecular function: microtubule binding; microtubule motor activity; ATP binding.